This is a messenger RNA of Wyeomyia smithii (pitcher-plant mosquito), 892 nucleotides long. RefSeq lists its product as uncharacterized. The record is from RefSeq and is a predicted model, not a curated record. NCBI's taxonomy places the organism in Eukaryota, Metazoa, Arthropoda, Insecta, Diptera, Culicidae. Bases 131 to 571 code for a protein of 146 amino acids. The transcript is spliced from 3 exons.
UGAAUCUGACGUAAACUUGUAAACAAAAAACAAAACGAUAAUAAAGCGUUCGAACGAUUGUUUACGUUGCGUGUUUGAUAACAACGAAAUUUCCGUGAUAAAACAGUUGAAGUUUACAGUACAUUUUAAAAUGGAUAACAAUAUUGGUGUUGAGAAUGAUAUCGUAGUCCGCAGACGUUCUACUCUGUUCAACUCUAACAGCAAUUGUAGCUCAAGCUCACCCAGUACUUACAAACUAAGUUACGAGAAACAACUCAAAAACGAAAUCGAAAACUGGAACCGGUUAAUGAAUCUGAAAUACAAAGAAAUAAAGGAGCUACAACGGACGCAAAUCGAAUUGGAUGCUUCUUUGCUUUCAGAAGAACAGAAGCGCUACCUGGAGUUGGGUCCAAACGCAGAAAAUAUUUUGCAACAAGCAAACGAGUUCCGAAGUUUGGCCGAACGUUACAUACAGCGGAAAUCUUUCCUAGCCCAGCGAUAUGAUGCCAUACUCAAGGAUGCUCGUGCCAUGGUAGAUAACAAAGCGUUAAGUGUCGGUGAAAGGCAAUUACUCUCCGAGGAGACAGAAUAACAACACUUCAUUAUGUUUGUCACCAGUAUUUGUAUUUUACCGUUUAUUGUUAAUUACACAUUGUAUAAAACAUGCUUGAAACAUUAUUCGCCUUACAUUCUAUGCAUUACGCUAGUGUAACAGCCAUUUACAUUCGUCAUAUUCGUCAGCUUCAGUUAGUUAGCUCAUCUCAUACUCGUCAUUUGUUUAUUCCCGAUUGUAAAUUUAUAUAUUAAAUUGCACUUUUCAAAAACAGUGGAAGUGAAAUAAUUAACUUGUAUAAUUUAAAAAAACUCAAUAGAAAAAAAAAAAUACAAUUUAGGGUAAUGUACUUAGUUAAUA